AUGAACUUCAGAACACUUCUUACACUGGCAGCUUCCUCCGCCGUCGCUUCAGCAGACAGCGUCUACUUGGUCGCCAAGUCCAACAGCACCGAGGUCAACGGCAACGGUGUCGGCUUCGCACACGAGGGUGCUGGCAUCAACUAUGGUUUCCUUGGCACUGGCAAAGGUUCCACCCUAAGCUACAGCGCAGCCGACAAGCAACUCACGCUUGACACGGGUGUUGAGCAGUUCUUCAGGGUGUCUGGCGGCUUCGUGGCAGCCAGUGUUGAGGGUCCCGACGCGGCUAUCACCUUCGACAGCAACGACUACUUGUUGGUGAACGGCUCCUCCAGCUACUUCUACGCCUGCAAGAACACCAAUGACCCAUACAAGUAUUCCGCCAGCUCCUACGAGGUCAUGUACUACCCAGAAAACGCUCCUUCCGGCUGUCUCUCAUUGACUCUCCAGAAGAAGGAUGUCUCCGGGCCAUCCUCCUCCGGCGCCCCAACUACCACGCCGGGCUCCAACUCGACUAUCCCAGUCACCUCCUCCACCUUGAGCACUUCCAGUGUCACCGCUAGCCACUCCGCCGUCAACUCCACCUCCAUUUUCACAGACGCUGCUGCUGCCAUGGAUUACGCUCCUGCCGGCUCCUUCUUCGCCCUCGUCGGUCUUGCCGCCGCCUUGAUCUGA
Molecule: messenger RNA, 672 nt
Organism: Pichia membranifaciens NRRL Y-2026
Lineage: Eukaryota; Fungi; Ascomycota; Pichiomycetes; Pichiales; Pichiaceae
Exons: 1
Coding region: 1-672 (223 amino acids)
Source: RefSeq, a predicted model, not a curated record